This is a messenger RNA of Anopheles coustani, 1080 nucleotides long. RefSeq lists its product as uncharacterized. Lineage: Eukaryota; Metazoa; Arthropoda; Insecta; Diptera; Culicidae. Gene Ontology annotation, molecular function: DNA binding. The record is from RefSeq and is a predicted model, not a curated record. Gene Ontology annotation, cellular component: nucleus.
AUGUCGCGAAAUUACUUCAAAUAUUCUGAAACUGCACUUGAAAAACCCGUGGACAUGGUAAGGAGAGGCAGUUCUGUUCGUAAAGCAGCUGCUGCUCACGGUGUUCCGGAGACCACGGUACGCAGAUGGUUGAAGCUGCAACAGCUACGUUCACCGGGGAAACCUACUGUUUUGAGUGCGGAAGAGGAAAAGUUGAUAACUGAAUGGAUUUGCUUGUCGGCUCAAACGGGGUUUCCGGUCGAUGCCAAACGGUUGAAGGCAUCAGUUGCUUAUUUUCUUCGUGUGUCUGGAAAACCUAACCCUUUCACAUCGGGGAUCCCCGGUCUUAAGUGGCUGAAAUUAUUCUUGGGGCGCCAUCCUGACAUCUCUCGUCGUAUUCCGAGUGCACUGUCCAAGCAGCGCACCACCGUUUCAGAAAUCCAAAUCCGAAACUGGUUCAAUGAAAUACGUUCUUACAUUGAAAACCAAAAACUUCAACAUAUUCUGGAAAAGCCCGAGUGUGUGUUCAACAUGGACGAAACGGCGGUUCGGAUGGUGCCAACAAAAGAACAAGUAUUAGCCAAAACUGGUGAAAAAUAUGUCCACACCAGAAAUGGGAAUUCAGAAAAGGAAAGUUAUACAGCCCUGUUUGCAGCCAAUGCACAAGGUACUCUGGCACCACCGAUGCUGCUCUUCCCAUACAAGCAAAGGCUGCCGAGUGAAAUCGUACGAAGUGCACCAUCGGGUUGGUCAAUUGGACGGAACAAAUCGGGAUGGAUGACGCAAGAAACAUUUUUUGAAUAUUUGAAAAAUGUUUUUCUUCCCUGGGUGAAAAAGACUGGAGUACCGCUGCCGAUUAUCAUUUUUGUCGACGGUCAUACUACGCAUGUGUCGUAUGAGACUGUUGAGUUUUGUCGAAAGUCAGAUUACACUCAUUUCUCUAUUCCCCAACUCGACCCAUGUACUGCAGCCUUUGGACGUGUCCUUUUUCUGACCCUUAAAAGUCCAAUGGAACAAGCACUUGAUCGAAUACCGCGUUUUGUAUGCCGGCGAACAACGACCAAAGCACAUAGUCGCCCCGCUUCUAAAAAAAUCGGUUGA